GCCCUGAUUGACAUAUGCGCACAGGUAGCCUCAGGUAUGGGCUAUUUGGAGUCGAUUAACAUGGUGCACCGGGGUCUGGCUGCCAGGAAUGUACUAAUGGGCGAUAAUAAUGUAGUAAAAGUGGCUGUACAAAACUGGACACUAUGUAUGACAUAUCGUGACAUUAGAGACCAGGUGUGGACCCACAAGUACCGAUUAAGCAAGCCUAAAUUGACAUUGGUGGAAUGUCCCGAUUCGUACUACAAUACGAUGCUUAAGUGCUGGCAUGAAGUGCCCGAAGAUAGGCCUACCUUUGAGUACUUGUGCCACUACUUCGAGGACUACUUCGUGGACACUGAGAGACAGUACCUCAAAGCAGAAGAUAACGAAUAG
This is a messenger RNA of Oppiella nova, 372 nucleotides long. The record is from the annotation of a GenBank genome assembly. Lineage: Eukaryota; Metazoa; Arthropoda; Arachnida; Sarcoptiformes; Oppiidae.